Neurospora hispaniola is the source of this 2877-nucleotide messenger RNA. RefSeq lists its product as uncharacterized. Gene Ontology annotation, biological process: DNA-templated transcription; regulation of transcription by RNA polymerase II. Gene Ontology annotation, molecular function: zinc ion binding; RNA polymerase II cis-regulatory region sequence-specific DNA binding; DNA-binding transcription factor activity, RNA polymerase II-specific. Bases 1 to 2877 code for a protein of 958 amino acids. NCBI's taxonomy places the organism in Eukaryota, Fungi, Ascomycota, Sordariomycetes, Sordariales, Sordariaceae. The transcript has 6 exons. Gene Ontology annotation, cellular component: chromatin. The record is from RefSeq and is a predicted model, not a curated record.
AUGGCUAGCCUCAAGUUCAUAAUGGAUGUCAACGAGGACCAUACCGAGUCUCACCACAUCAAUAAAAAGGACGUCGCCUCGGACCAUCCAGUCAACAUGGGCCAUCCCCAUAGACCACCUCUCCAUACUCAACUACCAUCACUACCACCGACAACGUUACCACCUAUCACGCUCCCGAGAUAUGACAGUAACCCCGGACCAUCUAUCCAACCUCGAGAUAUCAGCCUAGCUGUUUCCUCUUCUCAGACCAAGAGCCAGGGCAUUAGCUGGGGAUCCAAAGGCGUCAACCCUCUUGCAUCUUCGAUUCCACUAGCUGUUCAUAUCAGGUCCACGAUGCGCCGUCGUAGCACAGCGAGCAAUGACUCGGCGGAUCAUACUACGGGGUAUGGGUCUGCGUCAACAUCAUCAACGGGCGGCAACUACCCCCAGUCGCACACGCCAUUGAGGCCAAUGCGUUCACAGUCCCAUACUUCCGAGCUUCCCAUGAGGCUCACGCCCAUCACGGGCCGAGUGAGCAGAGCAAAGAAAGGCAUACCGGUGCAUGUUUGCGACAUCUGCAGGCCAUCAAAGGCAAGAAGACUUCACAUGUCCUGCCAUCUGGCGGGCUAUCACCAGGCUCUUCCGAUCCUUGUGGAAGAGUACUACGCCAUGAUACAGUAUCAGGAAUGCAGCCAGAGCCAGAUUGUGCCGAAGCCCAAGAUCCGUAUCACUACCCCCCUGGGCCUCAAUACAACCCGGUUGUAUCAAUGGAAACACCCAUUCCGGACGUACCUAUGUCAGACUCCUGGCGUCAUUCUCCUUCGACGACGACCACCUCAAGCUAUUCAACAACUCCAGUAUCUGGUACGGAGAUAUGGACAGAAAGAGGCGCUGUUGGACUGCUCGUAUGGUAUGCCGGGUGCUCCAUUCCCUUUGGAGGACAUCGGCAUGUUUGACGCUAUGAGAGCUGGGCUUGAGGGUAGUGCCGAUCCCAGCUACAGCAGCGACGAUGUUGGUUAUGAAAACGGAAACUUGGUUACACUGGGUUUGCCGAUAAGUAAUGGGUGCGAGUUCACCGGGGCCACUCUUCCUAAAUCACUAAUGAAUCCUCUCCACGGCGCUCUUCCGCGGUAUCUUGCGGUAUACUGGGAGAAAGUUCACCCCCUGCUCCCAAUAGUCCAUCGAGCUUCCUUCGAAAACGCGCCUGAAGAGGUGCUGCGGUAUGCCAUGGCUGCGAUGGCGACCCAGCUUCUCGAUGACGAAGAAGAUCGUGUCAAGGGCAGCCGAUUGCAUGAUUUGGCUUGGAGGGAGGUAAAGAAAACACUACAGUGGAAUAUCCAAGUCAUGCAGGCCAUUUUUCUAUGCGAAUACUUCGCCCGGUUACGCGGACAGAAUGCCGUUAUACGACCCUCGAGGUUGUUUGAGGAUCUCUACAAGAGGCCACAGCUUGAGGUCAGCGAACAGACGUACUUACAGGGUGCUUUCAACCCACAGGUUUUGUAUCAUCACCCAACUAUGAUCGACUAUACUGCCUCCCCUUCGGAUCAACAAUCAUCGAUUCACGCCUCCUGGAAGAACUGGGUUGAUGCAGAGGCACAUCGCCGUCUCCUGGCAGCAUGCUUUUUCCUCGAUGGACACGUCGCUAUCUAUCAGCAGCAGCCGCAACUAGGCCAGUCCUCAGUGGCCUCAAAACUGACACACCCACCUAUCCCUCUUAUGGGCUCGAGCUUGAGGCUUUGGGAGGCUUCUUCAGCAGCUCCCUGGGCGAAGAUCCUUGCGGAAGACCCUUCGGCUGGCAUCCCAGUUUUUGCGCCCUCGCCAGGAACCAUUACCCCCGAUUUCGUUUCAAGGCAGAUCAGCAUCGAUCGCAUGAUCAUUCUUGUAGCUGAAUAUCUGCGAAUCCCAUGCAGGCAGGGCUUGACCGCACCAUCUGCCUCGGCCCGAAAGUCCUCAAUGAGCGAAGUCGAUCCCCAAUUGCAUAACAUGAAUAGCCAGUUCAGUCCUCUUCAGCAGGAAUCACCUUGCUUUCGGCCCGACUUCUUGCAACCCCCAGAUUCAAGAACUCGCGGUUCGCUUGACGUAGAGACACGUCUUGGAAGCCUUUUCCCCGGUUGUCCUAUCGCCAGUACCUACCUCGCAUUGCAUCAUACCCCGCUUCGUGAUCUUCUUGCUGUCAGCGGCGAAUCAUGGUUGUUCACCAAGAAAGUCUUGUCAGCCGCAGCAUUUGGCAUUCACCAAAGGUGCCUGAAAGCCUGGGCAGAGAAUUAUCACUAUCAUCAAGGCGGGGAUGCGAAUGUACCUACUGAUAUGGCCAAUCUUAGUGUGGUCAAGGCAACCAAGUAUGCCGCCCGCUCUAUUGUACAGUUCCUGAGUCCCGUUUCUCCUGGGGUCUCCCGGUAUGCACCAGUCAAGGGUGCGGCAACAGAAGACCGAUCGUCAUUCUGGGGAAAGGACAUAUCCGAUUACUGGGCUCUGUACGUCUGUGCCUUGAUAUUCUGGGCUUUCGGCCACAGAGCCCGGUCGAUCCCUACGAUUAGCUCUACGAUCGCUGCUGCUACAGACGUUCAACAGCAGCAGCAGCAGCAGCAGCAGCAUCAUUCGACCAAGCGUCAGCGAACGGGCGAUAUUAGGGCUAGUUUUACCUCGAGGCACGGAAGCUCGGCGGCAGCCGACCAGCGCGCUAUGAGUUGGCUGCGCAUGCUGGGUGCGGACAACGUCACAGAGGAAGAUAUCAUCCGGGCACGGAGCCGUCCUGAGUCGAUGAGCGUUGUCUCCCUGGUGCGUCGUCGACUGGAAGUUGACUGCAUUGGGGGCAAGAACAUGCUUUAUGUGGAAGCUGUCGCGGUCCUCAGGAGGCUAGAGGAGGACGGGGAGAGAAAUGAUAAACCUUGGUUCUAA